GAAAGUUUAUCACAAAUCUAAAAUUCGUAUGAUUAUGGCUGAAACUGAUAAUCCUCUAACCAUGGGUAUUCCAAAUAUCUAUAAAAAUCUAUGUAUUUCUGCUAGUUGGAUAAAUAGUAAUAAAAUUAGUGUAUAUGCUACCAAAAGUAUAAAUGAUAAAGAUUGCAACAGGCAUGAUCCAGCAGUCCAUAUUUUGAAACCAGAAGUAAUUUUAUUUUCACCACAAUUACGUAAACUUGUCAAUGAAAGUAAUGGUGUUUUCUUAUCCGUUCGGAAAAUAAAAUCAUCUUCUGGUGAUGUCAGGACAGAACUUUUGCAACAUAGCAAACAAUAUCGAUCCAUCUUAAGGGCAUGUAUAGAAAGUUUACAAGAUAUAUGUGGAAAAUCUUUGUACAAUAAAACGGAAUCAUUUGAAAACUUUCUUACUAUUUUUUAUCAAAUAGAAUGUGUGUGGCAUUUAACUGAAAUACUUUAUAUAGAUACUGUACCAGGUGAUGUAGUUUUACCACAAUUGCUAGAAUGGAUUAAAUUUCAUUUUCCAUCUACUGAACACAUGGCAAGUAAAAUAUUAGCCCAGAAAGCACUGGGUGCUGAGCUGAAACAUGCAAAUUAUUGGGAGACAGUUAUACGUUGUGUCUUACAUGGAAAGCUAGAUUCAGUACAAGCUCUUUUAUCAUUACACAGUAAAGUAGAUCAUCCUGCUUUUGUAACGGCAGAUAAUAUUCUUAAAACAAUGCCAAUGUACAAUGCAUUUGGUAGUUACUCUGUGAAUGAAUUCAUUAUGCGUUGGAAACAUUGGCAAUUAGAUUUAUGUGCAAAUAUAAGUAGUAAAGUUUUUAUUAUUGAUGCGAGUUUAGAAAUGACUAUGAAGUUAAUUGCAGGAGAACAAGAAGUACUAUGGCAACUGUCAUCAUAUACAGAUGCUUGGUAUGAACUGUUAGCAGCAAAAUUAUUGUAUACAUGUCCGUGUUGUAAACAACCUGAACUCGCUUACCAUGCAAACAGUAUUUCCAAAAGAUGGCAGGCUAAUAGACCAUCUGAUAAUGCUAUACGUGCUUUAAUGGAAAGUGAUUUACAUCAAGUUAUUAGAGAAAUACAAUACAUGGGUGAUAACGGAUGGUUUGCAACACAUUUAGUAGAUUUACUUUACACUUGUGGGAGACUUAAAAUUUUAGAUAGAGAUCAAAUUGAAGUUACUAGACAGCUUCAUGAGUCUCUGAUAUUGGAAUACGGUAACACAUUAAUGGGACAUCAUUCUUUGUGGCAAUGUGGCGCAAGUUAUUUAAUACAUUGUUCUAUACAAGGUUUAGCAAGACUUGAAUUAUUAAUACAAUCACUACCAAUGGGAUCAGAAGCCAGAGUAAACAAAAUUAUAGAUAUGGCAUGUACUAAUAAAAUGGACCAUGUUGUCACUAGUGUAUGUAAAAUCCAAGGAAUAAAAUGUAUAAAGCAAGGAAGACUUGGAAAUGCACUUGCAUGGGCACUAAAGGCACAAGACAGUAGUUUCAUAACAUACAUAGCUGAUCAAUUUUUAAAACAGUAUGCGGAAACUGGCAAACUUGAAUGCCGCGAUCUCUUAGAAAAUUUAGGUUUUUGUAUGAUGGCAAGCGACAGACUCACAUUUUUAGGGAAAUAUUGUGAAUUUCAUCAAAUGUAUGGUAUUGGAGAAUAUAAAGAAGCAGCAAGCUUACUGGUAUCGCUUCUAGUUUCAAAUUUAACUCCAAAAUACUUUUGGUCGAUUCUUCUGUCUGAUGCUAUUCCAUUGUUAGAAGCUAAAGAUGUAAUUCUAUCUUCGAGUGAUUGUUAUGAAUUAUUACGCUGUGUAGAAGCGCAUGGACAUGACACAAAGUUUCAAGAUGAAAUUGAAAUCUUUCGAUUAGCAGUUGCUAGAAAUUUGGCGCGCGCGUUGAGUCUCGAAGGCUGCCAAGUUGAACACUAA
Dufourea novaeangliae is the source of this 1939-nucleotide messenger RNA. It is a transcript of the gene Nup75, whose product is annotated as nuclear pore complex protein Nup85. The transcript is spliced from 8 exons. Gene Ontology annotation, cellular component: nuclear pore outer ring. NCBI's taxonomy places the organism in Eukaryota, Metazoa, Arthropoda, Insecta, Hymenoptera, Halictidae. The coding region runs from base 29 to 1939 and encodes 636 amino acids. Gene Ontology annotation, molecular function: structural constituent of nuclear pore. The record is from RefSeq and is a predicted model, not a curated record. Gene Ontology annotation, biological process: protein import into nucleus; positive regulation of DNA-templated transcription; mRNA export from nucleus.